Molecule: messenger RNA, 6345 nt
Organism: Stomoxys calcitrans (stable fly)
Lineage: Eukaryota; Metazoa; Arthropoda; Insecta; Diptera; Muscidae
Gene: Pits
Product: interferon regulatory factor 2-binding protein 1
Exons: 4
Coding region: 1763-3412 (549 amino acids)
Biological process (GO): regulation of transcription by RNA polymerase II
Cellular component (GO): nucleus
Molecular function (GO): transcription corepressor activity
Source: RefSeq, a predicted model, not a curated record
UGUAUUGGUAGGUGGUGGUGGUGCUAGCUAAGAAGUAGGAUGAUAAUAAUGUUGAUAAUGAUGAUGAUGACGAUGACGACUACUAAGAGAUGGUUGUCAGAGCAGGGUCGGAUGGCCGGUGGAGGGAAGGUAUAUUUGUGAAUGGUGUAUACACACAGAGGCGAGUGUAAAAAUUCAUGAGUGAUUCACAGUGGUGGUGUUUGCCUCUAUUCCGUUUUAUUCGGUUGCAGACUGUCAGAUACAAAGGUAGAGCGCGCGCGUUGAACGAACGUACGGAUAACAAUUUAAUUGUGCUCUUUUUUUGAUUUUCUAUACUUGUACCAAUUUAUGUAUAUCGCGUCGUCUACGGCAUUAAACACAGAGCUGAAAGCUAGCGGCAAUGGUGGUCACAGUCAAUAUUGAGACUGCCAAGUUAGUAAACCACACUCAACAAUAAAAUUGAAACAGAACAGAUCGUCAUUCUCAAAACGUUAAUAAAUUCGUAACUUUUCUAAAAACGCAUAGUGAAUAAUAAUAGCAAAUAAGAGAAGAACGAGAAAAGGAGAACAACAAAUUAAAAAAAGAGACGAAAGGGAAAAAACCUCCGAUUAACUUGUGCAUUUCGGUACGAGAAAGAACUGUUGUGAACUGUGCUGUUCGAUCUGAAACAAAAGGGGAGUGAUUGUCUGUGUGUGUGUGUGUAGAGAGGACAACAUUGAGAUUUCGUGCGCCUAUUCUAGUAGUACUCCUCUUCCUGUUCUUUCUCCUCCCCCCAAGUUAAAGUUAAUGUUUGCUACGCAUUAUAAUAUCUAAAAAGCUACGGACGUACUAUACAUGUGCAUAUGUAUGAGGUACAUGUGAUGGACAAAGUCCUAUGUAUGUGUCGUCGUCGUCGUCGUACACGGAUAUAGUGAAUUCUCUUGUGUGUUUUGUUGUUCAUUCCUCUUUGAUUUCCUCCUUGCUUGCCAAAUACACAAAAAUCAAUAAAGGACAAUAGAGAGCAAAAGGAACAAACGAACGGAACGUAGCGCACGACUGUUGGUCGGUCGGUAUACAAAACAACACAUACACGUACAAACACGGCUGCACGGCAAGACACGGUCUUAUAACGGACAACGGCCUCAUGGAUUGUGUUAGUACGUUUGCGACGUUACGCGAGUGCAGUUGUGGUGAUGUAUGUGUUUUCCUCGACUCUUGUCGUUGUGGAUAAUGCGCGGAUGAACCUAGAUGGGAUUGUUUAAGCCUACCAUAAAAGUAAACCCCAAAUUGCAUUUGCGGCAAUCAGUAGCGAGAAGAACAGCAACAUAAAAUUCAGAAUUCUUUUUAAAAAGAGUACCCUAACAAUUAGUUUAAGUUCCCCCUCAAAAUAAGUGUUCUAAACACCAAUUAAGUAAUCCAAGUGUAAAUGUUCCAAUCGGAAUAAAAUCAAUUUGCUGCAUCGCAAGCAAGCAAGCAAAAAAAAAAAAAGAAAAACAGGAAGAAAGAAGAAAAGUCCUUUGCGUGAAAAUUUAUUGUAUGUAUUGUGUAAACUUGUAGACUGGUGUAGCUACCUAGUUUUCGAAAAGAGAACAGGUCGUGUCGUAUACCAGCAACGGAACAGAGCUGCGCUAAAACAACAACAAAAAACAAAACAAACUCAGUUUCAACCCCGUUGUGCAAGAGAAAAAAGAACCAACACGGAAUAUUGUCCAGAAAAAAAAACAGGCAAAGGGUGACCAAGCAAUACCAAGCAACGAGCCCAGUGAAUAUUUCCUAGUAGGGGUCGACCACAGCUACAAUCAUCAUGUCCCUACAAACAAAGCGCCAACACUGCUAUUUGUGUGAUCUGCCCCGCAUGCCUUGGGCCAUGAUCAAUGAUUUUUCGGAGGCAGUGUGUCGAGGCUGUGUCAACUAUGAGGGAGCCGAUCGCAUCGAGUUGGUGCUGGAUGCUGCCAGACAAAUGAAGCGUCUGCAUCAGGCCUCCAAGCGCAGUCAUGAGAACGGUGAAGUGCAGUCCGCCUCAGUUCAACCACCCACGCAAGGACAACACCGUGUUGCUGGAAGUGGCGGCGGCGGACCUAUAAGUGUGGGAGUGGUGGGCCAGCAGCAGCAGCAACACCAUCAUGCCUAUCCCUCACAACGCAUAGGGCCUCCGCAGCCCACACUUAUGGAUUUCCCUGUGAAAAUGGAGGCCCAUGACGCCAAUGUCAGACCCGUCCGUAUUUCUCACAUGGCCCCACAUCACAUGUCCAUGUCCAGCAGAGCGGUAGCAGCCGCCGCUGCAGCAGCUGGCUCCAACCUAAAUCCUGCUCAGGUGGGAGGUCCUGUGCCGCCUGCCUUGUCGGUUAAUUUGAAAAGGUCGCCAUCCGAAGAGGACGAUCAUGGCCACACAGACGGCGGUGGACCAUCGGGCAUUAAGAGACCUGCCUUGGAUGAUCCCUCAACACGCCCUCCCCUAACCAGAGGCGAUUCAUUGCCGGCCGCCGUAUCAUUUGUAUCGGAACGUAAUACAGGAAUGCGCGAAAAGCAUCAACCCGUCAGAGCGCCCUCAUUUGAUGCAUCUACAUUUAAACCAGGCGUUUUCCCACCAUUGCCUCAUCCGGCCGUUUCGCUGGGCAAUUCGACGCCACCAGCACUACCAACAUCUCAGCCACAACCUCUUCCACCACAGUCAAUAGCACCACCAUCUAUGCCACAAUUAUCAACAACAGCCUCUUCAGUUACACAAUUAGCUCAAAGUCCGAUGGCUAAUUUAAUGUCAAUUACAGAGACAUUGCCACCAGGAAGCCCACGCAAUGGACCCAGUCCACCCGGACCACCACCGCCAAGGACGGCAUCCAGAGGCAGUCAACAUUCGCCGAAUAGUUCAGCUGGUUCAUCUUCAGGACGUCGGUCUUCUGGUUCUCGUCAUGUGUCCAGCACAACAGUUACUAGUUCGGAAGCGCAGGGCAAUCCACAACAACAAAGCACAGCGCCUCCAGUGGGCCCUGGAGCUUCGGUCAACAAUCCCAAUGGGGGUGUUAGCAGUGGACCCACUAAUGGGCCCUUAGCAUCGGCGGCACCCGGUGGUCCAGAUGGUGUGAAUGGGCCAGCAGGAAAUAAUCCAGCAGGUCAGCCCACAGCCGGUCUCACAAGUACAGGGGCCGCACCACCCGGUACAACAGCGCCUCCUCCAAAUACCGCUCAAAACACCACCCUCAAGUGUACCCUCUGCCAGGAACGACUUGAAGAUACUCACUUUGUGCAAUGCCCCUCAGUGAAUCAUCACAAAUUCUGCUUUCCCUGCAGCAGAGAGAGUAUUAAACGACAGAAUGGCCUUGGCAACGAGGUUUAUUGUCCCAGUGGCGAUCGGUGUCCCUUGGCAAACUCAACAAUACCUUGGGCUUUUAUGCAAGGCGAAAUCACCACUAUUUUGGGAGAAGAGGUUAAGGUCAAGAAGGAACGGGAGUCUUAAUGUCCAUUUUAUUGCAAAAAGCUGAGGCGAGCUUUGGAAAAAUACUAAACAAAACUCCAAACUAUUUUCUCAAAAAGGACGAGUUUGUUCUCUCAAUGCAAAAUCGAACCGAGUUCGAAACAAAUGAAAAGAAGAAACAAUUUUUUGGAAACUACGACGCAGCUUUUGUUUUAGCGUUUGUGUGAUUUGUAUUCUGAGGAUAAAGAGCUCUCCCAACCACCACCAACACCACCACCACCAACAACAACAACAUCAUCAACCACAACAACCACAACAACAACAAUCUUAGUUAUUUAAAUAUUUAUUUUGGAAAUCAUUUCGAAAACUGAACUCGACGAUUUUGUACGUGUGGGUGUGCCCUGGAACACCAAUGUUUCAAGAUAUCAACCAACAUUGUCAGGAUAUCAACCAACAGAUGUCGUUGCAGGCAUUCAAACAACAACAAAAAACAAUUGUCUUUGGUCAACUGCUGCUGCGUUUGGAAGGAGGCAAGCAGUCCAUCAGCAAACACACCAGUCGCCCGCCGCUAACGCUGCCGCCAAACACAGUGGCUGCGCAUAAUCAAUAUUGUAAAUAAUGGAAUAACUAAUUAAACAUAUAGAAAAUAUUUAAUAUAUCCCUAGUAAUCUAUAUAAUAAUACAAUAUAUAUUAUAAAUAUGAAAAGCGAUUAAUGUAGGUCUAAUUUAUGUAUGUAUGUAUGUAUGUUAUGUAUGUAAUAUUCUAAAGUGUAUUUGUUUUAUCUUUUUAUGUAUUCUCGUACUUGCAUAUCUAUUUAUAUCGGCGAAUGUAUGUGUGUAUGUAUGUGAGUGAGUGAGCAUUAUAUGAAGGACUCUGCCUCUUCUCUAUGUUGAAGAUAAUGGAAAAAUGAGUCAAUACUUUGUAGACCAGGAAUCCGAUUUGAAUCCUGUGAGAUUUUUACUUUUCCCCUUACCCACUUUUUCCCCUUUUUUUUUAAGUUACUGUGGGUUUAUAUAAAUUUGUUUGUGUGUGUGUGUGUGUGUAUAUGUGCCAGUAUACCCGGGUAACACCCACUUAUAUACAUGCAACUCAGCUCUGCUCCAUAAGAAUAUGUUGUGCUGGCCAAGAUGUAGGUCAAAGUCAAUGUGCUCCAUGUAUGCUAACGCUGCAAAAAUAUGAGUUUGUAAUUGCCAGUUGAUUCAAUAUUCUACCAUCCACUCUCGGCCCACAAAAAAGGGAGCAAUGUUUCAAGGAUCCUUGGUUAUUUAUUUUGUUUUCUUUCUUUCCUUUUUACUGUUCUUAUUUCAAAUGCUGGCACAUACAUGCACCCACUAUCAAUCUAGCUACCUAACUAACUACUUACUUACAUAGAUACAUACAUAGAUUGUUUUACAAAGUAAAAACCCCGAUUUAAAUAAUAUUGACUUUAUGUUGUACACACAUUUUAUAUAGCCAUGUGAUCAUAGCCACAAACAUACCGCGAAGAGGAUGAAACUAUGAUCUAAAUUUUGUAAAUUCUUUUUUUGUAGUCCUGUAGUGUAGUAGCGAUAAACAAAUAGUGUAGUUGUAGUAAACACAUUCACCAGGCUCCCAUCCCCCAAGCAGCCCAGUCCACUUGAAUGGUGGAGGCGUAGCCGGAGCCGGGAGACCAGUGAUUGUAGCCCUAAGAAAAAUCUAAACAUCAGCAAACGAUAAUUGCUGUAUGCGAUGGUCAACAUUUUGCAAAUGACCCCAUCAUAAUAAUACACAAAAUAAAAUGAGAAAGAACAUUUUCAACUAUAAAAUAGACGCUAAGUAUUCAUUUGAAUUAGCCCAAAAACCCCAAGCAAAGGAUAAAUAACAAAUGGACAAAAAACUCCACUAAACAACAACAAACAUAAGUCCUUGAAUACUUGAAACUUGACAACAUCAACACUCACACACAGUACCAAUUUGUUGGAUUCUAUAAGCGCACUCGCUAUGAUUUGGCGGGCAGUCUCAGAUUCAAAAUUACUUGGUUUUAGUAUAGAAUUUGCGACUCCAUAUGAUAAGGCAGCAGCAGCAGCAUAUAUGAAUAUUCUGAAUGUUGUUUGUUUUGAAUCUUGCUCCUAUAAUGGGUACUCUAAUACAUAAAAUACCUAUAGACAUAUAGUAUACUUGAAUUGAUCCAACGCCAUACUCCGGCUGAGACUCUGGCAGAAGCGAUAGCUACGGAACGAUUGAACGAUCUUCAAUUGCUCAAACUAGGCAAGAAGACGACGAAAUCAGUCCAAAGGUCCUCAGCUAAGCAGAACCCAUAAUUGUGGCAUAAUAAUCUAAGAGAUCAAAAGGCCAUCAAUAUUGAUAGCUUGCGGGUGUCUGCCUAAUUUCAACAAAAAAAAAACAACUAAAAUAAAACAAAAUUUUUUCUUGUGAUAUUCAGCGUCAGUUUAUACAAAAAAAACCAAAAAAAAAAAAACAAAAAUCAAACCUUCAAAUGAAACAGACCACAACAAUUGUUCAGUUCACCAUCGCUCGCCUUGCGAGGCAAAAUGAAUUGAAAAAAUGUUACUUUUUUACUCGAAUAACUCGAAAAUUAUACAAAAAAAAAAUUAGCUAAUAACAAAAAAUAACUAAACAAUUGGAAAUCAUUUUGAAACACCCGUUAGGGAAGAAAACAAGUAUUACGCCUGUAACCCAUCCUGCAACAUCAUUACAGGUAGCAAAUGUCCCAAGUGUGGGACAAAAGGAGCUCUCUCUGCAUAGAAACAAAAACCAUAACAAACGCAACAUAGAGAACAUUUAAGGACUAUACAACAUUUUAUUAGAUACCCAAUAUGAACGACACACACAAUUACACGCAAGUGGGCGUUCAAUACUGGGAUAACAAACAAAAAACUAAAAUUUUCUCACACCAAAAAAAAAAAAAAAACAAAGAAAAUGAAAUUUCUAAAACAAAACAAUCGAAUGUUAAAUAAAGGAUAAUUGAUAAUUUAUCGAUACAUGCCAAAAUCAA